AUGGCAUUUCAAUGGACAGGAGCACUUGCUCAACCUGGUGCUCGCUUUCUGCGCCAGAGCUUCAGUGGUUGUUGGCUGCAGUCGCGUUUGCGAGACCGUGCUGCAUGCGCUCCCGGUCGACGCCGCGGUACCGGGGUAGAAGCGAACGUGCGCCAUUGCUUUCGAGUUCGGCGCGAAAACGGGUUGCGACGACCGGCUGCUUUGGUCGGCUGCAGUACCAGCUCUGAGGAGCUUCAUACACGAAAUGUCGAGCGAGCGUGGCACGAGAACCGGCACCAGCUUUCUACUGGUGAGCGAGCGCGAACUGUGCUGCACGUCUGCGCGACGGGUACCCUGUGUACGGCGUCGUUCAAACACGGUGGACAUCCGUUUGGGACCCACGUUGACUUCAUCCUUGAUGAGUGGGGGCGUCCCAUCUUUCUCCUCGCGAAGAACGCAGCACACUCGAUCAACCUGCGUCAUGACCCGCGCUGUUCGCUCUUUGCGCAGCCACGUGACAGUAGCGGCCAGGGCGGGCAGCGCGCUACGCUUGUGGGCGAGCUCUAUGAGCUCGAGGGCAGCGAACUCGAGGAGUACGCGUACCGCUAUAUAGAACGGUUCCCGCACGCGGAGCAGGCACUGAGCUACCCAGAGUUCAGGUUCUACCGGAUGGAGGUACAGGAUGUGUACUAUGUGGGCGGUUUCGGAGUGACCGCCACCUGGGUCGAUGUCGAGGAGUACCGCAACGCAAAACCUGACCCGCUUGCUUUAGACGCCCCAACGCUUCUCGUGCGUUUGAAUCGCGAACACAAAGAGGAACUUUUGCGUUUCUGCCGGGUGUUCCUGGAUAUUGAGCCGCUGGACUGUUCGAUCGUGAGCCUGGAUCGGCUUGGUUUCGAUCUGCGAGUUCGGCUCUGUCCUUGUGAAGAAGACGCGGAGCCGUCGCGCCCAGAUCGUGCUGCGAACGGAGCCCAGCAGCGAAACGUCUCCAGUUCGAGCAACGGGCGAGCUUCCGAGCUGCGCGACAAGCGUGUAUCCGGGUCCGAAUCGAGCGCGGAUCCAGACUGCAACGAGUAUCGCGAGUACCGUGUGGCAUUUCGUGAGCCUGUUGGGAACACAUUUGAUGUUCGUAGUGAGCUGGUGAAGACCAUGCAGGAGGCCUGGGAGAUCGAGAAUGGACUUGAAGACCUCUGGAUCCGUCCAUUUGGCAGGCGCCCCACCGUGCUGUAUUACGACCAAGAGUCUCGCAAGGUGCGCUCUAUUCAGCAGGAACGAGAGGAAGCCGAGAUCGUGCGCCGGCGAGAGCUGCAAGUGAAUGCGGAUUUAUAA
Cyanidioschyzon merolae strain 10D is the source of this 1308-nucleotide messenger RNA. RefSeq lists its product as hypothetical. Lineage: Eukaryota; Rhodophyta; Bangiophyceae; Cyanidiales; Cyanidiaceae. The transcript has a single exon. The coding region runs from base 1 to 1308 and encodes 435 amino acids. The record is from RefSeq and is a predicted model, not a curated record.